AGUUUGACUAUCAACAUGUGGCUGGUGACCUUCGCAGGAAUUAUUUCUUUAGAAGGAAGGGUCAAAAUCACAGGGACCGGCACCACCUCCUCGCGCCGCUUUACAAACCUAGACUGUGGCUCCCCGCCUCCUGUCUGCGUCCUCACAUCCCCGCCCCCUCUCACUGUAGAUUCUCCUACCACGACGCACCCGCUAUCAUCACGUGAUUGCCUCAUCCGGGUCCUUUGGGUUCUCUCUCCCUCUCCCAACAUGGCGGCCUCAGCAAAAAAGAAGAAGAAGAAGGGGAAGACUAUCCCCCUAACCGACUUUCUGGCUGAGGAUAGAGGGACUGGUGGAGGAACCACCUAUGUUCCCAAACCAGUCAGCUGGGCUGAUGAAACAGAUGACCUGGAAGGAGAUGUUUCAACCCCUUGGCACAGUAACGAUGAUGAUGUGUAUAGGGCACCUCCAAUUGACCGUUCCAUCCUUCCCACUGCUCCACGAGCUGCUCGGGAACCCAAUAUCGACCGGAGCCGUCUUCCCAAAUCGCCACCCUACACUGCUUUUCUAGGAAACUUGCCCUAUGAAGUGACAGAAGACUCUAUUAAGGAAUUCUUUAGAGGCUUAAAUAUCCGUGCAGUGCGUUUGCCACGUGAACCCAGCAAUCCAGACAGGUUGAAAGGUUUUGGUUAUGCUGAGUUUGAGGACCUGGAUUCCCUGCUCAGUGCCCUGAGUCUCAAUGAAGAGUCUCUAGGUAACAGGAGAAUUCGAGUGGAUGUUGCUGAUCAAGCACAGGAUAAAGGCCGGGAUGAUCGUUCUUUCUGGCGAGAUAGAAAUCGACAUUCUGACAAAACAGACACAGACUGGAGGGCACGUCCUGCCACAGACAGCUUUGAUGACUAUCCACCAAGAAGAGGUGAUGAUAGCUUUGGCGACAAGUAUCGAGAUCGUUAUGAUCCAGACCGGUACCGUGAUGGGUAUCGGGAUAGAGAUGGCUAUCGGGAUGGCCCACGCCGGGGUAUGGAUCGAUAUAAAGGCCGAGUUCGAUAUGAUGACCGAGGCAGCAGAGACUAUGAUAGAGGCUAUGAUUCCAGAAUAGGCAGUGGCAGAAGAGCCUUUGGUAGUGGGUACCGUAGAUAUGAUCAUUACAGAGGAGGAGGAGCCCGAUAUGAAGACCGGUAUGACAGACGAGAUGAUCGACCUUGGGGCUCCAGAGAUGAUUACUCACGGGACGAUUAUAGACGUGAUGACAGAGGUCCCCCCCAAAGACCCAAACUGAACCUAAAGCCUCGGAGUACUCCUAAGGAAGAUGAUUCUUCUGCUAGUACCUCCCAGUCCAGUCGAGCAGCUUCUAUCUUUGGAGGGGCAAAGCCUGUUGACACGGCUGCCAGAGAAAGAGAAGUGGAAGAACGGCUACAGAAAGAGCAGGAGAAGCUGCAACGGCAGCUGGAUGAGCCGAAACUAGAACGACGGCCUUGGGAAAGACAGCCAAGCUGGCGAAGUGAAGAAACUCAGGAACAGGAAAGAUCAAGGACAGGAAGCGAAUCAUCACAGACUGGAACCUCAGCCCCAUCUGGCAGAAGUAAGUUAGACCAGGAUGCCCGAAGAAGAGAGAGUGAGAAGUCUCUAGAAAAUGAAACACUCAGUAAGGAGGAAGACUGUCACUCUCCAACUUGUAAGCCUCCCAAACCUGAUCAGCCUCUAAAAGUAAUGCCAGCCCCUCCACCGAAGGAGAAUGCAUGGGUGAAGCGAAGUUCUAACGCUCCUGCUCGAUCUCAGAGCUCAGACACAGAGCACCAAUCUCCUACAAGUGGUGGGGGGAAACUAGCUCCAGCUCAGCCUUCUGAGGAGGGACCAUCAAGGAAAGAUGAAAAUAAUGGAAUGAGUACCCAAAAAGGCCAAACUGGGAACUCCAUCCGUGGUCCAGGAGAUGGAGGGAACAAAGACCUUUGGAAGGAGUCAGAUAGGAAAGAUGGCAAAAAGGAUCAAGACUCUAGAUCUUCACCUGAGCCAAAGAAACUUGAGGAAAAUCCAGCCUCCAAGUUCAGUUCUGCAAGCAAGUAUGCUGCUCUCGGCAUGGAUGGUGAAGAUGAUAAUGAAGGAGAAGACUACACUGACUAGACCUCUACAUCCUGUGCUUUCUCCUAGUCUUUCUCCAGCCUGGAAUUCAAGACCAAUCAAACUUCUAUCCAGUCAAGGCAAAAUAAAGCUCACCAUCUCCUGGAGACUUUUCUUAAAUUUUUUUUAAAAUGAAAUUCUUUUGCAUGCUGCUGCAGCCUUUUAAAGUAUUGAAGUAACCGGAGAAUCACCAUUAUAGUCAGAAACAGAGACUACAGCUUUUUAAUGGAAAAGUUGUGUUGUGUUCUUAGGAUACCAUGCAAUUGCCUGUGUGAUUAGUGCCUAGGGGCCUCCAUUUAGCAAAAAUGGUAAUGACAGUGAUAUGAUAUCUGGAGUGGUUGAGCAGUAGGGGAGGGAUAAGGAACAGUGAGGUUUCUACCUUUUCAUUCUUGUUGUGGCUUAUAUGAAUUCUCAAGCAUUAUCUGAAUAAAUUUUCCAUCCUUGGAAAGGUA
Molecule: messenger RNA, 2549 nt
Organism: Cavia porcellus (domestic guinea pig)
Lineage: Eukaryota; Metazoa; Chordata; Mammalia; Rodentia; Caviidae
Product: eukaryotic translation initiation factor 4B-like
Exons: 1
Coding region: 16-2100 (694 amino acids)
Molecular function (GO): RNA binding
Source: RefSeq, a predicted model, not a curated record